GACUAGGUCUGUGGAUAGUCCAUGUUCUUCUAGAGACAGGCCCUGGCUAAUUCUCCCAGACAACAUGGUGGUUUACAAUCUUGGCGAUGACUCUUCCUCAUUGUGCAACGUGCAUUGUCCGGUUCAAUGCACUACUAAACGACUACCGAAGUAUAUAAGGAACUGGUAUAGUCCAUAGUAUCCUCCAGACCGUUGAAAUCCUCACUCCAGGCACUCGUUCUGCUGCUUUCGAAGCUUUCUUUAGCUUCUCAAUGACAAACUCGCCGCUUUGCGAAAGUGUCAUAUUUCAAUCAACUUCGAGAAUACCAUGGCUCCCACGAUAAUAGCAUCCUGCAAGCAGACCCGCUUUCACAUUCUUGACCAGGCUUCAAAAGAGGUUGAUGUCGAAGGGAUUACCAUCGCGGUGACAUCCCCGCCGACCCACGCUGAAUCAGCAACAACAGAUGCCAAAUCGAAACGCAGGGCCAAGGCUGAAGCGAAAGAACUGAUUUCGGACGCGCAUCUGCAACUCAAAGCGGGUGUACACUAUGGUCUAAUAGGACGCAAUGGGACUGGCAAGUCUACACUAUUACGAGCCAUCGCCGACAAGCUGGUACCUGGAAUUCCACAUGCUACGCGGAUUGCUAUCCUGCAGCAGACGGAGGGAGGCAGCGACGACGGAAUCCAAGAAGCUGAAGCCGACAAAAGACUGGAACAGCCUGUCUUGGAUUUUGUGCUGGCUGGCGACGAAUACAAAAAUGAGGUUGUGAAGAAGAUGAGUAUCCUUUCAAAGAGUUUCGAGUCCGACGAUCCGCUACAACCUGUGAAAGCUAUUCGGGCUAUCCGCCAUAGUGAAGCGGAGGAAGAGCUCUUUCUGGCUCAGAAAAUGGCAAAUCUGAGGAGUGGCGCACGAGGGUUACAAGCACGAAAAGAGCUGCGAACGGCCGAAGAGAGACUGAAAGCUUCGGCAGAGCUGUUGAACCAGACGAAGGAGUCUAUUGAGGCCGAUACGAUACAGAAAGAUACGCAGAUAGCGAUGGAGGUUUUGCAUGAACUGCAGUCCAAAAUUGAGGCUAUGAUGCUCAUCGAUACUGAACAGCAAGCACGUCAGAUCCUCCAAGGCUUAGGAUUCCAGGAAGCGAUACUCGGCAAGCCCGUUUCCCAAUUGUCUGGUGGCUGGCGUAUGCGAUGUAUGCUGGCUAGUGUGUUGAUUCAAUCUCCGGAUAUCAUGAUUCUCGAUGAACCGACCAAUUAUCUCGAUCUUCUAGGGAUCAUCUGGCUUGAGAACUAUCUCCAAGGGCUGCGUGAGAGUUCGCAAACAAUUCUAAUGGUCUCCCAUGACCGGGAUUUCGUAAACGCCGUCUGCGAAGAGAUCAUCAUCCUGAGAGAUCAAAAGCUUACCUACUUCAGAGGAAAUCUGUCCGCCUAUGAGAGGGACGUCGAGGAACAGAAGCUACGCUGGGGACGCAUGAAGGAAGCACAGGAUCGCCAAAUUGCCCAUAUGGAGGCCACCAUCCGCGAGAACAUCAAGCUGGGCAAGAAGACAGGCGAUGACAACAAGUUGCGUCAAGCCAAAUCGCGACAAAAAAAGGUUGACGACCGCAUGGGAAUAGAGGUCAGCGCCAAAGGUGGCCGAUUCAAACGGAGCCGAGACCUAGCUGGCUAUCAAUUUGCUGCGCGGGCCGCGAUCGAGGUACCGGUAGACGAGAGGAAACCAUCGAUCAGUCUACCUUCGGCAACAGAGUUACGAUUUCCCGGUCCUUUGAUCUCGAUGGAAGGGGUUCUCUUCAGGUACAGCAAGCAGCAGGCUCCUAUCCUUGAUGGAAUUGAAUUGGGGAUCCACAUGGGGGAUCGUGUGGGCAUCAUGGGACUGAACGGCUGCGGAAAGUCGACGCUGGUGCGCCUCUUGACUGGCAGCGCGAUACCGGCACAUGGUAAAAUCUCGCGCCAUCCAAGACUAAAACUUGGAUACUAUGCACAGCAUUCUAUAGAAGAGCUUCGGGAGCAAGGCCGAUCAAAGCUUGAUAUGACGGCUCUGACACUAAUGACGGCGGAAGUCAAUGGCGCGCUCAAUGAAGGCGAGCUUAGGGGCCUUCUCUCAGCAUUGGGUCUUCAGGGUAAGGUUGUGUCUGAUGUACCAGUAUGUCGACUUUCAGGGGGCCAACUAGUCCGUCUAGCUUUGGCCAGAGUGGUAUGGACCCGGCCACAGCUACUCAUUCUGGAUGAAGUCACUACACAUUUAGAUUUCGAUACUGUGACUGCGCUUUCCGGUGCGCUUUCGAACUUUGAUGGGGCUAUCUUGCUCGUAUCCCACGAUCGAUAUAUGGUUCGUUUGGUGAUUGAAAACAAGCGAGAUUUGGAGGAGAGAAGAGACGAAGAGUUGGAGGAGAACAAGGCUUCAGACACAUUAUCCAGCCAACGUCGAGUGGUGCAUGUGUUGAAAUCGGGCAAGCUCAAGGAACAAGCAGAAGGCGUGGAGCAGUAUGAACGCAGUCUGGCGAAGAGGGUUCGAAAUAUGCUGCCGACAACGGGCUAGGGUGUUUACAUAUUUGUACUAGAUCUCUGCUGCUCUACCGAAUGAGAUUAGUAGUAGUGGCACCCUGCAGUAGACCCCACUCUGUCAUUGUC
Aspergillus saccharolyticus JOP 1030-1 is the source of this 2607-nucleotide messenger RNA. RefSeq names its product ABC-F family ATP-binding cassette domain-containing protein. NCBI's taxonomy places the organism in Eukaryota, Fungi, Ascomycota, Eurotiomycetes, Eurotiales, Aspergillaceae. The transcript is spliced from 7 exons. The record is from RefSeq and is a predicted model, not a curated record. Gene Ontology annotation, molecular function: ATP binding; ATP hydrolysis activity. Bases 308 to 2515 code for a protein of 735 amino acids.